AUGUAUAUCCCCUUUCACUUCUGCAGCCAUCUACGCAACAUAUCGUCGGCAUUUUUAAAGUACAAAAUUUCCGCCCAACGCUAUUAUAGUUCUAAUAUUGAAGACGCCCCUGUAUAACGCAGUCGCCACCGGGCAGCAAAAAAGAGUAGCAUCACAAAGCGAGUGAGACAGGCAACAUUUUGGGCGGCGCUUAGAGUGAUCCUUCUAUUCUAGUUUAUGUUCGGUGAUAAAGGCUAGCGUCCACUUCAGACGGAUCCCGGCGGGGCGGACCGGGCCGCAUUUCUUGCAACUGCGUUCACUAUAGACGCAGCAAGACGGAUAUUUUUAGGUAUACUGUAUGUUUAGCCAGUUUCAGUUUAGUCGUUUUUGUGUUUAUUGUAGAUGGAGUGGGACGAGCGUUUUCGACACUAUUGAAAUUUGAGUCAUUUUAAUCAUUGAACUGAUAAAAAAGUCCUGAAAUGGAAAUAGAUACGUCUGAUGAAGAGUUGUUCCUGUUUCAAAUAUUGCUGGAAGAGGAAGAAAAAAUGGAAAAAAAGAAACGUAAACAUAAAAUGUGGGUUCACGAUAUAUGCAGGCAAAGAAAACUAUACGGAGAAUUUCACCAUUUAAUUCCAGAUUUGAAAAAAGACCCUACAAAGUUUUUGAAUAUUUUCGUAUGUCAGAAGAAAAAUUUGAAGAAUUACUGCAUAUUUUAAAUAACGACCUUAUAAAACAAAAAUCUAAAUUUAGAGAACCAGUAGAGCCAUAUGAACGACUGGCUGUCUGUCUCAGGUUUUUGGCGACUGGCAACUCUUUUCGAUCACUUGCUUUCAGUUUUCGUUUAGGAGAAAAGACUGUAAGAGCUAUAGUCUACGAAACUUGUACAGCAAUAUGGCAGAGAAUGAAAAUUGACACACCUUCGGAAGAACAAUGGGAAACAAUAGCUUGUCAGUUUUGGGAUAAAUGGAAUUUUCCCAACUGUAUAGGGGCGUUAGACGGGAAACAAGUUGUUAUAGAAUGUCCCGCAAAAAGUGGAUCGAAAUACUUUGGCUGUAAAAAAACAUUUUGUGUGGUUUUAUUAGCUUUGGUAGGCGCCGAUUAUAAAUUUCUGGCGGUCGACAUUGGCGGCCUAGGGAAAAACUCCGAUGGAAAUAUUUUUUCGAAUUCCAAUUUCGGAAAAGCACUAGCAGAGAACAGACUGAACAUUCCUCAUUACAAACCACUUCCUGGCACUGAAGAUACUAUGCCUUAUGUUAUUAUUGGAGAUGCAGCAUUUCCUUUAGGAAGGCAUUUAAUAAGACCAUAUCCUGGUAACCAGACUUUAGACUCUGAAGAGAAGAAAGUGUUUAAUUAUAGGCUAAGCCGAGCACAACGGGUCAGUGAAAAUGCGUUUGGCAUACUAUGCAGAAGGUUUAGAAUAUACGAAAGACGAAUAUCCAUGACCCCUGAACAUAUUAACAUUGUAGUGGCAGCAACGUGUGCUUUACAUAACUUUUUAAUUACCAAUGUGGGGUUACAAGACGAUUUAAAAAAAAUAAUGAAACAUUGGAAGGAUUAGUGAAUUUACCACACUUUAGUGGAAAUGCAACACAACUUGCUCUCAGUAUUCGGGACAAGUUUAAACAAUAUUUUGUAUCGAAUUUCGGAUCACUACCUUGGCAAUCACAGGUCAUAAGACGAGGAUUUCGUCAUAACGAAUAAUAUAUACUUCGCUACCGUCUAUUUUACAUAUAUGUAUCUGACAUAUUAUUAUUUAAUUAGGUAAAUAAAUGCGUCUGAAAUACCUAUGUACUCACCCCUUAAUUUCAAUAAAUCUGCAAUUUCUUGCCAUAUAUUGUUUCUCCUCUGUUCGUAGUGGUACCUCGCAUCUUCCGUGUCGUAUAGUUCCUUAUACUGGGACACUAAUGAUAUUAGCAAGUCUUCGUCCAUUUCUAAUUAAUUU
Messenger RNA from Anthonomus grandis grandis, 1921 nucleotides. RefSeq lists its product as uncharacterized. Bases 569 to 1537 code for a protein of 322 amino acids. NCBI's taxonomy places the organism in Eukaryota, Metazoa, Arthropoda, Insecta, Coleoptera, Curculionidae. The transcript is spliced from 2 exons. The record is from RefSeq and is a predicted model, not a curated record.